Camellia sinensis is the source of this 1155-nucleotide messenger RNA. RefSeq names its product chaperonin 20 (gene CPN20). Lineage: Eukaryota; Viridiplantae; Streptophyta; Magnoliopsida; Ericales; Theaceae. Gene Ontology annotation, molecular function: ATP binding; protein folding chaperone; transition metal ion binding. Gene Ontology annotation, cellular component: chloroplast; mitochondrion. The record is from RefSeq and is a predicted model, not a curated record. Gene Ontology annotation, biological process: positive regulation of superoxide dismutase activity.
AGAAUUCUAGAAGCCUCUUAUCUUGGUAUAAAACCCCUCUUAUUCCCUCCUUGAACUUUCUAGGGUUUUAUCUUUCUUUCUUCUUCUUCUUCGUCUCCUCCAUUACACUGUCAGCUCUCUCAAAGUCUCUUCAAUUCAAUCAUUCUCUGUCAAAGAAAAGGAAUGGCGACAGCACAGCUCACUGCAUCGUCAAUUUCAGUUAGGAAUUUUCCCUCAUUCGAAGGGCUUAGACCUUCAACAGUCACCUUCUCUCUCGUCGCUCCAUUGAAGCAAGGCAGGUCGUUCCGUGGCCUUGUCGUCAAAGCGGCCACUACUGUUGCCCCAAAGUACACUACACUCAAGCCAUUGGGCGAUAGAGUUUUGGUGAAGAUCAAGACUGCAGAGGAGAAGACUGUAGGUGGUAUCUUGCUUCCAUCGUCAGCACAGACAAAGCCUCAGGGAGGUGAGGUUGUUGCUGUUGGGGAGGGUAAAACAAUGGGGAAGAACAAGGUAGACAUCAGUGUGAAGACUGGCGCCCAAAUUGUGUACUCGAAGUAUGCAGGGACAGAAGUGGAGUUCAAUGGAUCAAACCAUCUCAUACUAAAGGAGGAUGACAUUGUUGGUAUUCUAGAGACAGAUGAUGUCAAGGAUAUGAAGCCCUUGAAUGAUAGAGUCCUAAUUAAGGUCGCUGAGGCAGAGGAAAAAACUGCUGGAGGCUUGUUACUAACAGAGGCAAGCAAGGAGAAACCUUCCAUUGGCACGGUGGUAGCAGUGGGGCCUGGUCCCCUGGAUGAGGAAGGUAAAAGGAAGGCGCUACCAAUAUCUCCAGGGAACACAGUGUUGUAUUCAAAGUAUGCAGGGAAUGAUUUCAAGGGAGCUGAUGGUUCAGAAUACAUUGCUCUUAGGGCAUCUGAUGUGAUGGCUGUGCUUUCUUAGUCUCUCUUGUUCCCCCUAGGGCAUGCAUGUGUGCUCUUCUUUUAUUCCUUCACCACAUUUUCAAGUCACUUUGAGUUGAGUUAAAUCUAUGUAAUCACACACUUCAAAGGGUGUAGGCCCACUGUAACGGAUUCUAAGACAAAGGCUUGUUUGUGGAAUAUUUUUGUCUUUGGGUGGUAUCUAUUUAUGUUUCUGCUGAAUCUCUUCCUCUACUUAAAAGGAGUAAUGACCUAUUGGUUA